AUGACAGAGCUCAGGAGCCGUCUUGCAGCAACACACACGGCACCCGAUAAACGGGCUGCCUCGGCAGCUCCCCCGCGCAGCCAACAGGCCCCUCCAGCGCCUUCCCCCAAGCCGGUGUCUCAGCUAGCGGUCGUUCCAGAUCGCCAGCUACAGGAGGCCGCAGUCUUCCAGGGAUUGCAGCUGCAGCUUGGCGAGCCUGGAAAUCCGCUGCAGAGCAUGGCCGUACUGACGCAUUCCAAUGUACGGCAGCUAGAGGAGUACGGCAAAGACCCGUUGUCUUCUGACCGGCGUUUCCUGGCGAGUCUUCAGAAAAUGGCGCCGGCGCCGCAGCAGAGGGCGGCAGCCAUCAUGCAAAUGGCGGCAGGUGCGGUGCCGCCCCCAGCUAUCUUAGUGUGGACUGCUCAGGAGUUGGUGGUGCAGGCACGGAGGCUGCUGAUGGAGAGGCUACCGAAGCGCUCGGAACCGCAGGAAAAGCAGCAGCAGCAGCAGCAGCAGGAUCCACAGCAGCAACAGGGGAAGGACGGGAACAUGGGGAGCAUUGCGAUGCUGGUUUCGGAGCCGUGGUACGACGGUGUACUGCAGCUGGCCCGAAUCACGGUGGGCAGCAGCAGCAGCAGCAGCAGCACCUCACCGCCGAGCACAGUCGCCAGGACGGAGUUGGAGCUCCUACAAGCCUUCGCCUUUGGUCGGGCGGCAGAGGGAGCGGCGGCGGCGGCGGCGGCAGUGCCGUACGUCGUCUCCUGGGAGGCCCUUUUGGCCCUGCCGCAGCUGCAGCCGCUGCUGCGGUUUGCCGCAUCUCGGAGUUUGGAGCUGGCAACUGUGCUGGAGCUUGGGGGUCUGUGGCCAGCCACUGCCGGCGGCGGGGCGCUGCCGGCGGCGGCAGCGGCGGCGUUGGACGCGGCGCCGACGGGCAGCAACGGCGGCGGAAAGGGGAAGCAACGGCAGAAAGGGCAAGUGCCGCCGGUGACGGCCCCGUCAGGGGGGAGCUUGUUACUGCCGGCGCUGAGGGCGGCGGUGGACGCCGCGCGCGCAAAGGCGCUGCAGGUGACGGGGUUGGCGGCGGGAUCGUUGGUGGAGGCGCCGCUGGACGCGGACGCCGUACUGACGGCACUAGCGCUGGGCACUGGGCGCGAUUCUUCGGCUGGGCCAGAGCAGCGUGCGGCAGCGGCGGACUGGCUGGCGGCAGCGACGCUGCUGCGCCAUGGGGAGGAGCGACUGGGUUGUGCUGGCGGCGCGUCCGGUGUACGGCAAGAUGUGGUGGCGGCGCUGCACCUGCUUGGCUUGCCGCUGGAGCCCGUGGAGCUGUCGUACAUGGACGAGCUGAAGGUUUCGGAGCAGGAGCUGCAAGAAUGGCUCUCACAGCUUUCCAAACAGCUGGCGGCCGGCGGCAUCCGUACCGACGACACGUCAGCAGUCCCCGUACCUGCGAGCUUGGCAACCCGGCUUGACUCGGCCCGACAGCGGCUGGCGUCGGCGGGUCGGGCGUUGGUGCUGGCGGCAACCGCUCCGAAACCGUCAGUUAGAACCGGGGAUCCGCAGCCGAAAGAGAAGGCGACGCAGUCGUGGCUGCGCGCCGUCGGGGCGCCGUUGGUUUCGGGGUUGCUGUCAGGAGGGUACGGCAGUCUUGCACGGCUGCGAGGCAUGGCUCCGGAGCUGCGUGAGGCGCUGGUGCUGGGGCUGCUGGAGACGGGGCGCAUGCAAGGCGGUACGGCAGCGCUGACGGCGGCGUUGUACGGCGAUGCCGACGCGGCGUGGCGAGCGACGCGUGCGGAUGAGGCGAGUGCGGCGACGGCGGCAACCUUGCUGCAAGAGGAGGCGGUAGCGGCAGAGCUGGACUUCGUGCAUGACAGGCAUGUGGCAACGCCGCCGGCACCGUCGGCGCCACGGCAGCUGCCGUCCGACGCAUCUCUGGCAGCGGCGGUGCAAGCGCUGCCGCCGCACACGCGGCUAUUGUACGACAGCUAUUACGUUCUUCGUACUGACGGCGGCGACGAUGCGGCUGUGCUGCAGGAGCGGCGGCGUGUGGCGGAGGCGCUCUCAUCUGCCGGAGAGGGCGCUGUGUUGCAAGGUGUUGGGAACCUGCAGGCCUGGUUGGCGGAGGCACGCAAGGGCCUGUUGGUGCUUCCGGCCCCGCUGCUGGCGCUGUUGCUGCGGUUCUUGCGAGUGCAAGUAUCUGUCACCCCCGAGGCAGCCCAGUCGCAGCGGAACAAGCUAACCGCACUGGCAAUACUGGUAGCUGAGCAGCAACGAAGGGCAGUGGCGGCAGCAGCCAGUCAAGAUAGAGGCGACGACGGGGCCUCUGCCGCAGCGGCGGCGGCGGCGGUACGGGAGCUGGCGGAAUGGUCUCGGAGCGGCGGCGGCGGCGGUAAUGCGGCGGCGGACGCCAGGGCUGGCCGCGUGCCGGUGGCGCUGACGGCGCUCCUGGGGUCCUCUGGUGCUGUAGACUUCACUUGCUGGCUGCAGACGCUGGCUGUGGGCUCCACCCAUGACUCCACACACCGAAUGCUGUCCAUGCAGCACCUGGGUAUGGACGUCGAGAGGUACCUCACGAUGACCCACGAACCACGUCUGCACCUGCCCAUCAGCGGGCUACCCCCCAGCCCUCUCUCCUCGUCCUCCGCCUCCUCCUCUCCUUCCAUCUCCACCUCCACCUCCACCUCCACCUCCACCUCUCCUUCCUCCUGUCGUCCCACGACUGCUAGCUGGACACAUCCCUCGUUGCGGCCCCCCGAGGCUGGUGGUGAGGGUGAGGAGACCUUCCUGGAGGCCAUGCGACCACAGCUGGAUGCCUACCUGGAGGCGCUGGGUCACCGGCCGCUGGGUGAUGCUGAGUGGCGUCUGUACCGCGCGGCUGCACUGGAGGAGUGGGAGGCGGGUCGGUGGGAGAGGGAGGAGCAGCUCCGGGCGGCGGGUCACAGCGGCUUCUUCAACCCACGGGGUUCUCGAAUUAAAUACGACCUCUUUCUCCGCCCCUUCCCUGCUGAUGAGAUGUAUCUGCAGCAGAUGCUCGAGGAAUCCAUCCCCCUAGAUGACCCUCUGGGCCCACAGUCGCGGCGCUAUUUAGACACCCUGCUCCGAAACCCGUCAUGGAGCUUUGCACAACGGCGACAAGCCGUACAGCGCCUGAUUCAGCUCAACGCGCACUUUGCUCGCCAGCCUUCCGCUCCGGAGGGCGGUUCCCCCUUCGCGCCGCUGUUCGCGGUGGUGGCUCCCGUAACAAUGUAUGUGGAGAGAGGCAGUAUGUCGCUAUUCCACCUCCUGCUUGGGCCUAAACACCACCCGUCAACGAUGGCCCUACGUUGCAUGUUCAUUACCUACCCGGUCUUUGAUGUGACCUUCUUCAGCUCCCUGCUGUUCGUGUGGGAUGUUAACAUUGCGGUAGAGGUGGCUUACUGCGUUUUAGCAGCGCUGGUGCACAUGGUCGUAUGUUUCUGGCACCGCGAUGUGGCUCCCGGAGGCAGGGCAAGCUUAGCCUGGCAGCUGCUGACGAGGGUGCUGGUGGCGAUGACCACGCUGUACCUCUCCAUGGCGUCACAGGCUGCCAGCAGCGCCACAGGCCGCCGCCACAGGCCGCAACAGCAGCAGCACCGGCCAGCACGGCGCACCGCCUCGGCUGCUGCCACGGCAUCGGCGGUGGCGAGCGCCAUGGCGGGCGGUAUCAGCGGUUCACAUUGGAGGCAUCACGGGGGGGAUGGUUCAGCAGCAAGCGAGAAGACAAGUGCUGGGCUUUCCAAGGGCUUCGAGGCGCAGGAGGAGCUGGGGGAGGAGGUGGGGGAGGACCAUUUGCUGCAAGGUGGCGGGGAUCUGGACAGUGGCGAUAUGUUGUCACCACCUAGGAAGUUGAAGGUAGAGGCAGUGGCGGCAGUGGCAGCGGCAGCAGGAGUGGUGGAAUCAAGCCCGAAGGCAGCGAUUGGGGCGGUGGAAGGCAAUGUGGAUGCAAAAGCCGAUUCCGACGCCACGGCCGUCGCAGGCGGGUUGAUGUCCCACGGGCCUGCGGAGCCCGAAGGACGGGAGGAUUGCUCGGGCAUGCGCCGUCAUGCUCGGGCAUGCGCCGCGACGGAGACCCAGACACUAGAGGCUGAAGCCGCCGCCGCCGCCGCCGCCACAGCAGCAACAGCAACAGCAGCGACAACAGCGGCGGCCGCAGCGACAGCAAACGCUAAUGCAUCGCGGUGUUCUCCCACAUCCACUGCGUCGUUGUGUAUUCCCACUGACAGCAUUCAAGCUUUUAAGGAUUCACUGCCCGCGCCGGCAAGCCGGUUUCAACCAUCCGUGGCGGCGCACAAGUACAAGUCCCCUGUACGGCGUACUGUUCUGCGCGUCAAGAUACCCUGGGCCGAGCCUGACCAGCUCGCACCGGGCUUCGAGCAGCGCCUCGCGGAUCUGGUCUCCCAUCACGGACUGAGCCUGGCAGGCACCUACGUCCGGUCAGGGUGCAUCGAGCUGGUGCUGGUACUAGAGGACCUGCCGCCAGAGCAGCCGUCGGCGCCGCAACCACCGUCACCGUCGCAGUCAAAGCCGCAGUCAGAGCAGCCCCGGGGGACAGACGCCGCCGCCGCCGCCACCAGAGCGGCGUAUCCGCUGAACAUUGCGGCCGUGCUCCGCGCACUGGGCCUUGACCACCAGCUGCAGCAGAGAAACCCUGACCUAUUUCAGGUUCGUCGAGAUCCCCAGCAUCAGCCACAUGACCCGCUGCAGCAGGAUGGUGCUGUGGAGCAAUGUGGGGACAGUGACAUGGGAGGAGUUAUUGCGGCCUUCCACCGCCUGCCUCCGCCAUUGCCUCAAUCAGCGAGUGCAGGACUCAACGAGCCUGUGCGGAGGGCGGCGGCGGCGGCGGCGGCGGCGGAGGAGGAGGAGGAGGAGGAGGAGCUGUCGUCAUGCGUCAAAGGUGUCGACGACGGCGGUAGCGACCGCAGCAAUGGCGUGGGUCAUCGUGGUGGCGGUGAUGGGGCCAAGGCGGUGAUGGGGAGCGGCCCUCAGUGGUUCGGAGGGGCACCCGUCAUCACCGACAUCCUGCCGCGGGUGAUCACCACCGCGAGGGCGACGACGACGGCGACGCUGCUCCGGCAGCAGCAGCAGCCGGAGGGCGCAGGCCGCGAGACGCAACCGCAGCUGUCUCCACCGGCUGUUGUUGGCCGUUGUUCCCACGUUGUGCGGGCCGCUGGGUGGCGUACGGCGGCCUGCCCUAGCUCUUUAUGGGGCCCACCGCAGCCUUGCUUCGUCCGGGUUGAUCUGGACUGCUGGUAA
Volvox carteri f. nagariensis is the source of this 5247-nucleotide messenger RNA. RefSeq lists its product as uncharacterized. The transcript has 19 exons. Bases 1 to 5247 code for a protein of 1748 amino acids. The record is from RefSeq and is a predicted model, not a curated record. Lineage: Eukaryota; Viridiplantae; Chlorophyta; Chlorophyceae; Chlamydomonadales; Volvocaceae.